Nematolebias whitei (Rio pearlfish) is the source of this 831-nucleotide messenger RNA. Its product is annotated as proline-rich protein 7. The record is from RefSeq and is a predicted model, not a curated record. Bases 1 to 831 code for a protein of 276 amino acids. NCBI's taxonomy places the organism in Eukaryota, Metazoa, Chordata, Actinopteri, Cyprinodontiformes, Rivulidae. The transcript has 2 exons.
AUGGUGAUGUCACCGGGCACCUACACCUUCCUGGCCUGUUUCUCCGGCUUCUGGUUGGUCUGGGCGCUCGUCGUCAUGCUCUGCUGUUUCUGCAGCUUCCUGCAGCGGAGGCUGAAGCGGCGCCGCGACGAGCGGCUCCGAGAACAGUGUCUGCGCUCCGUGGAGAUGGAGCCGCUCGACUGCCACGCCCCCUCCGGGUGCCUGCCGCCGCCGCGGGACACCUGUCCUCCUCAGACCCCGUCAGCGCCGGUUCCUCUUCUGGUUCCUCAUCCCAUGCCACAGGCGACCUGGAUCAGAGUCCCAGAGACGGAUGCUUUUGGGAAGCCACCCUGUUACGAGGAGGCGGUCCUGAUGGAGGAUGCCCCUCCACCUUACAGUGAGGUCUUGGCUGACCCACGAGGGGGCACCUACCUGAUGCCUGCCCCGCUGCCUUUGAGGGAAAACCAUGAUCUCAUGUCAGAGACCGUCAAGCCGCCCGUGGCCACUGUGUUUCCUGACCGGGGUUACUCCUCCCUGAUCCGCCUGCCUUUGUCUCAGCGCUGGGACUCCUUGGGCCACCUCUUGUCCAACAUGGACCUGAACUAUAACAGCCUCAGUCCACCUGAGCCACGCUCACUUCAGGCUGCCGAUGCCAUGGCGACCAUGCCCCCUAGAGAGCUCAGGACUCCCCACCAUGGACUUCCAGGUGAAACACAAGGACUUCCAGGGAGCGUCCAGGAGUUCCAGGGAGAAUUUCAAGGGAUCCAAGAGGUUCAUAGACUAAGGAGUUUGGAGCCCGGCUGUGGGAUACCGACGGCCUUCCCUCUACCGGGUCGGAGUACUGCUGUGUAG